AUGACCUUUCAAUUCUUCCACCGCUUUCGCAAUAAAGAUAAGGAGAGAGAGAAAGUGAAGGGCAAAGAUCAACAGAAAGACCAGCCGGAAGAGGACCCUUCACAAUCAGACCCGCGAACGAUCCUGGCUCGGGUAGGCAUCUAUCAUGAAACCUGCAAGCAGAAUGGCAACCGUCGCGAUUUCAAGGCAAUGCCUCUUCCCCCACCCCGAAGACCCUUGACUCCUCCCGAUCAAGAGCUUGCGACCAUCCGGAGCAGGAGCAACACUCUCACAGCCAUCAACACGUCAACUACCAAUUUUCUCGACCUGAACAAUAACAGCACGCUUCCGCAGGACCAGAGUCUAUUCUUCUCGCGUCUACCCCAAGAAAUCCGUCAGCGAAUAUACCUUGAGCUGUUUGGUGGUCGGUCUGUCCACCUCGAAUACGAUUUUAGCUAUGCGCCGGGCUACCGUCAGAGAGAUAAGAGGCCGCCAGACCAAUGGCGCUGGUGGCAUCGGGUUUGUGAUGAAGUGGACCACCCAAAUCCCGGAGACAUGUGUCGUAUGAAUGACCUCGAGGAUCCGAAGCGGAUUGGACGACGACAGUUAUCGCGGUACAAGCUGAAAGGCGUGGCGUGGCUGCGAGUGUGCCGAAGAGCCACAAAUACAUUCCUCAUUUCCUCAUCGGUCAAGCUAUGUCGAUUGCCGAAAAUGAUUGCGCCGUCACAUUUAUCGCGCAUCGCUUCGCUGGACAUUCUGCACGUCGCAAAGGCAACUACACCGUCAACAAUGACCGACUACGAGUGGGAGACAUACCAAACCCUCUUCCGGACGUUACGAUUAGCGUACGUUGGCGUCAGGCGCUUGCGCUUGGUUAUCCAUAUUUUGAACAAAAGCUGCACCCCGCGCGCUGGAACAGUUCCAGAAGAGCUGGAUGAAGCCUGGAUUCGUCCCUGGUCGGAGCUGGCGUCUUCCCGACAGUGGGAGAAACUCGAGAUUGGGCUGCAAGAUAGCUGGUUUGACGACUUUUCCGCUGCUGGAAGGCGAUGGGAAGCCAGGAAUAGGCGUCAGCUGGAGGAUCCAGGGUACUCACUGGUGCGAGUAGACGAUUUCACAACAUGGGAUGGAAGGUUGUCGGAGAUCUGGAAUGCGGUUUAUCUGUAG
Aspergillus udagawae is the source of this 1143-nucleotide messenger RNA. RefSeq lists its product as uncharacterized. The coding region runs from base 1 to 1143 and encodes 380 amino acids. The transcript has 2 exons. Lineage: Eukaryota; Fungi; Ascomycota; Eurotiomycetes; Eurotiales; Aspergillaceae. The record is from RefSeq and is a predicted model, not a curated record.